UACAGCCUGUACAUGGUCAGCGGAUUGAGAACGAAAACAGAGUUUUGACAGUUGAAGGAUGCAAGUACAGCGAGAUCCUUCCGGUUACUGGAAAAUGGCGCACGAUCCUUACUGUUUAGAAGAAAAGAUAAUAUCAGAUCUUGAAGCAAUAAUGAAAAAAGAUCCUCUUUUAGAGGAGUUCGACGUCAUUCCUGUAACUGAAGCUAAAAAUCGCUCGCCAGUCAUCCAUAUCUCCCAUAACCUCGGAAUUGAAGUUUGGUGCAUUAAAACAGUCUUCAUGUACUGCUACGAAAAUAGCUUCAAGUUGGAGCCUUUGUGGAAAAAGGAAUAUCUAAGGCUGGAAAGAUAUACAAAAGCAGCAUUAUUGCUAAAUGCCAACAUAACUACAUUAUGGAAUAUCAGAAAGAGAUUAAUUACUAAUCAUUUUCUGGAUGUCGAUUGUGAUUUUCUACUCACUAAGUUAGUACUAAGUCAAAAGCCAAAAUGUUUCGAAGCUCUCUCCCACAGGCGUUGGCUACUCCAGCAAGCUUCCAGCUCCAACCCACAUUGGGUUGAGACAGAAUUGUCUCUCUGUGAUAGGCUCUCCAGCCGAAUGAAAUGCAACUACCAUGCUUGGUCCCACAGACAGUGUGUGUUUUCUCAAGCUAUCAAGCAGCAAGGCUUCAGUCUUACCACGUGGGCAUCUGAAUUUGAAGUUUCUGACGUUUGGACCAAAUGUCAUCUGUCCGAUCAUAGCGGGUGGCACUACCGAAAAUUCCUUCUUGAUCAGUUCAGAAAAAAUUUAGAUAAUAUUGAACAGCACAUGGAUGUCGCAAGGAAGCUUUGGAGUAACGCUACUGGCACAACAACUUCGACACAGCUCUACAUGGAACUAUUGAACGAAGAGCUACAGAAAAACGAAGAUUUGAUCUUGAGUUUCAAUGCCCACGAAACUCUAUGGUAUUACCGGCGAUUCCUCCUACAAGCUGGAACAAUCAAUCACUCCGAGAACCUUUUUCUUGAAAAAUGUCGUAACUCCAAUCAAAGUAAUUGCAAAAAAGCUGCUGCCACUAACUUUGACGGUGUUCAAAUGAGAUACAUAGAGCACCACCGGCGAUGGCUGUCAGAUUUCUGUUUAUAAAUAAUAAUCGUUUUGAUUUAGGAUUUCGUUUGUAUAAAGACUGCUAAUAAUAAAAACCGUCAUCCAAGACGGUUAAGCUAUUUAAA
This is a messenger RNA of Daphnia magna, 1206 nucleotides long. It is a transcript of the gene temp, whose product is annotated as protein prenyltransferase alpha subunit repeat-containing protein 1. Lineage: Eukaryota; Metazoa; Arthropoda; Branchiopoda; Diplostraca; Daphniidae. The record is from RefSeq and is a predicted model, not a curated record. The transcript has 2 exons. Gene Ontology annotation, biological process: protein prenylation. The coding region runs from base 59 to 1120 and encodes 353 amino acids. Gene Ontology annotation, cellular component: cytoplasm. Gene Ontology annotation, molecular function: protein prenyltransferase activity.